Molecule: messenger RNA, 1323 nt
Organism: Fusarium musae
Lineage: Eukaryota; Fungi; Ascomycota; Sordariomycetes; Hypocreales; Nectriaceae
Exons: 2
Coding region: 1-1323 (440 amino acids)
Cellular component (GO): membrane
Source: RefSeq, a predicted model, not a curated record
AUGGCAGAGCAAGAUAUCUACGGCGGUAAACUCGCCAAUCAUUCUCCCUCCCUCCCAAGAGGCAUAUUCACCGGCUCCGGUGCCGAGCAAGACAUUUACGCCGACAAACUAGCCGGUCACACGCCCUCUCUUCCCCACGGGGCAUUCACCGGGUCCGGGGCCGAACAAGACGUCUACGGCAGUAAAUUCGCCGACCCCUCUCUCCCCAGACCUUCGUUCGCUGGAUCUGGCGCCGAGCAGGAUAUCUAUGGCAGUAAGUUUGCCGGGCACUCUCCGUCUCUGCCUCGGGCUAGUUUCGGGGCAUCUGGCGCCGAACAAGAUGUCUACGGCUCGCAUUUCAACCGCACCGCGUAUCAAGGUCUAGGCACUAGCGUGCUGGGACUACUGCACUCCGCAGUCCUGCCGUCUUUUAGUCUACACGCUGGACUUUCCACGGUAGCGUAUGGACUUUCGCGGUAUGCGGAUAGAAUUGAGGGGAAGGAUGUUCUCUGGGCUUCUGGAAUGACGCUGAAUGCUUGGUGGAGCGCUAUUGGCUCCAAGUAUGUUUACGACAAUGCUGCGCCUCUUGAUGCGUGGAACAGUCUCGGUUAUUCGCAGAAACUUCUUCUCGCUGGUGUUACGGCUUGGGGAGUCAGACUUACUUCACGCGUUGUGUCGCGAAGCUUGAAGCGUGGCAAGGAUGAUCCUCGGUAUGACGCUAAGAAGAAGGAUCCUGGGUUCUGGAACAAAGCGCUCUUUACCACUUUCUUGCCCGAGGCUGUUGCGCAGACUAUCAUUUCGCUUCCAUUCACAAUUCCUUUCCGAGCUGUGGCCGAGAGUGCCGUCGCUUCGCCUUUUACUUCUAACGGAUUCGUUUUCCAUUCUCUAGCCGUCUUCUUGUUCACCACCGGUUUCGCUCUUGAGACCUUGGCCGAUGCCCAGCUCGAGUCCUUCAAGAAGGAUGACACCGCUCAAGGUAUCAACAAAGAAGGCGUUUGGAGCAUUGUUCGACACCCCAAUUAUCUUGGCGACACCCUAAUCCACGCCUCGUUCCCCAUUCUUCUCCUUGGCGCCGGCAUUCUCCACCCUAUCGCUGCUGUCGGCCCAAUCGCCAACUACCUCUUCCUGCGUUACAUCGGGGGUGAUAGAGAGAAUGAAGAGAGUCAAGCUGAGCGAUACUCCAAGAACGAUGCUAUAAAGGCACAGGAGUUUGAAGAGUACCGCCAGCAGAAGAACAGCUUCUGGCCCAAGGUGGAGGAGUUGAAGAACGGCUGGACGCUUGGAGUGUUGGGGGUUGGUGUCGCUGGCGUUGUUCUUGAGAGAGGACUGCGAAACACGAUUUGA